AUGAUGUCAACAUUCUCUUACAUCCGGAUCCGGUUGCAUAUUUUACCAAGGCAGUUCUUUGUCCACACACGCUCGGAACCACGUAUGCCAAUCCCUAGUCUUCUUUAUCCCAUCAAAGAUAAGGCAUGGUGUAUCACUAUCUUCUCCGCCGGCACUGUCCCCAACAGGAUGAACUGCCGACGUAUCAACUCCAUCCUUCUGGGAUUGAUCACUAUCACGAUCGUGGCAGGAACGAAUGACUUUGAUUCUAACUUCCCUACAACCUUCUCUUUCAGUGAAACCACAUCAUUCGUUUGGUUGGAUUUCAAAGAUUCGAAUCUUCUUUCCUUGUUUGUUAUAGGAGAUACAGACCAGUUUGAGAAAUUACAGCUUCCAUGUUUGUUCUAUCCCCAGCAUCCCACCCAGAAAGUAGCAACUGUCGUUUCUAACAUGUAUCAAGUGGAUCCCCAGUCAUGCCGACGAUAUACAGAUAGCAUUAAGAAUUGUUUAGCAUGGGGAAAUAAUGGAACUGCGACUUUUGGGGGCGAUUAUGCUGCAACUCUCAAGGCAGGCAGACUAUACCACAUAGUGAUCAACUAUGAACUGCAAAGCGAUUCCUCUCAACACUCGUCAGAGUCAGAGGUCUUUCGAAUGAUCAACCCGUUGCCUGUUCCGACAAGCUCUGGGAAAUCAAUUAGUCCGACCUCAUCACCAACAAGCUCUUCCACUCAAUCACCGAACAGCCGGCUCACUACACUCUCCGUAUCUCGGUCUCUAUCCAGUCCUCCCAGCACAAGCCGAACCAUAAUCCCAAGCUCAAGCUCCACAACUUCAAGAUCAACUGUAGCUUCACCAUCUACUCCCUCAACAUCAGCGCCAACAUCAACACCAGCAUCCCCAAGCUCCUCUCCCUCAUCCACCCCCCACAGCGGGCUCACUCCCGGCACAAAAGUAGGAAUAACAGUUGGAGUCCUUGCAUCAAUCAUAAUCAUAUUUUUCGCAGCAUUUUUCAUCCGCAAGAAACGGCAGGCCAAAAAGAAAGCACAAUCUGAGCAACAGCGUGACCAGCCAGCCAAUAGAGAGACAGGUAUUAACCUCGAGGAUAUAUAUUUCUCGCUUGGAAGUCCGGUGACGUAUGAUAGCGUGUACGAAGGACGUCGAGGCUGGCGUCAGAGGCAUUUACCGCCGAUUUUGAUACCGGGGAGGACGACAGGGAGGGUUCAGAGUCAGCAAGAACUGCAUGGUAGUCCUUUCUGAUGUAGUUUUUGAAACUUGUAGAGAGGGUUUAGACGGGAACAGUUCUUCACUGUAGCAAAACUUUGUAUUUAGUGCAUAGCAGUGUAGUUUUUGAACUUCGCACAGCUAAGAAUGAGCUUCAGAUGUUGGAAGUUGAGGGGUAAUGAUAAAUCAUAUUCUGUUCAAUUUGAGUGUAUCUGAUGCCCUAUGUGGUACAGGCCACACGAGGCCACUGCUUUUGAGGCAUUGAAUACAAACCCUCUCGACCUGCAAGUAGCAGGAAUUGGUCUUGACUUCAAGACUAUCUGAUGAUAUAUGUCGAUUCCGCAGCAUUAAGGGCCCGAAAAUUACAGAUAGGACAACUUACAAAUUUCUGCCAGAGUUCCAGGCUCUGAUGAUCAUCCGUGCAAUCAUAGCAAAUCAAAGUCUUGACUUUCAAGCCUCAAAACUUCCAGAUCGCUCUUUAUCUCAAGCCCCCUGUCGAAUUUAAACCCUCUUUCCAUUACUAACCCAGUGAGCAAGUUCUCGUCUCAAGUCCCAAGACCAGCCAGGCAUUCGAGAUUUUCCCACGUAUGUCGUUUUGGCUCUAUCUCCUCUGCGAGUAUUUGCCACUCACUCACUCACUCACUCACUCACUUACUCACUCGCCACUCACAAUCAAAAACUUGGCAGACAAGAAGACAAGAAAAUCAAAAUUCCUCAUCCAUCGUACUCGUAUCAAAGUCUCCUCAUCAACCACUGACAUCAACGUCUCCAUUCAGGGCACAACCUACCUAUCCGCGAGGAAGUAUCCAUCCCCCAUCCCAGCCAAGCCGAGCGGAGGUCCUCUGACCCCUCCGCCCCGCCACCCGCCAAGCAUUGGCCCGCCUCUCAAGUCUCAACCCGCUCGCACGCCCCCAUUUUAGAGUUUCGACCGCCGAGCGGGAUGGAUGAUCAGGAUCAGGACUUACGACGCCGCCGCCGCCGCCGCCGCCACAGCAUGAUACGGGCGAGACGGGU
Messenger RNA from Cadophora gregata, 2214 nucleotides. RefSeq lists its product as uncharacterized. The record is from RefSeq and is a predicted model, not a curated record. The transcript has a single exon. NCBI's taxonomy places the organism in Eukaryota, Fungi, Ascomycota, Leotiomycetes, Helotiales, Ploettnerulaceae. Bases 1 to 1236 code for a protein of 411 amino acids.